UCAAUCGCGGCUCUCCUCGCUCGAGUGCUCGGCGGCGGAGUCUUCGUUAGGCUCGCAUUCCUGGAAUUCCGCCGUAGUGAUGUCACGAGGGACUGCGCGCGCCCUUCGCUUUAAACCUGCGUCUGCGUGUGCGCGCGCGCCCCCGCCGGGACCUUAUUACACAUCUGAGCAGAUCCCGUUUUUUUUUCCCCUUUCGGAAAGCAAGAAAGCGCCUGGAAAAGCUAAGCGAGGAUUUAUUCUUUUCGUGGAAACGGGACGUGCCGCUGACCUUUUCAGAAAAGUUUGGAAUUUCUUUUUUCUUUUCUUUCAAGGAACAUGGAUCAUUUAGUGUGGUGAAUACAAAACUCCACCGCUGGCGAUUCUAGCGGAGCGAAAAGUCAAAGGUGUGGAAAGCGCAGAUUUUUUUUUUUCUUGUAGCAGAGGAGGAGGAUUUAUGUCCCGCAUGGGGAGCGCUUCUCUGUCUGGGACGAUCAACACCACAACCGGGCUGCGAGGAACCGCGAAGGAUCUCCAUGAGCUUGUCCGGAGCCCGAAGCAGGCGGCAGCGACGUGGGACUGGUGCUCCCGGACAUAACCCCGUUGAUGCUGUUGGAUAUGUGACAGGCCUUUCCUGCUUUCGAGUUCUUCGGGUGAUGAAAGUGACGUGUGGUACUAAGGAAGACUCCCCAAAGAAGCGCGUCCCGUCUAUGGACCCCCCUGCCGGCUUGUAAUCCCCUCAGCCAUGCCGUUUCGAAUCAAGCUGCGGCGCACUCGGCGCUACAACGUCCUGAACAAGAACUGCUUUGUGACGCGGAUCCGUCUGCUGGACACGAAUGCCAUCGAGUGCACGCUGUCUGUGGAGAGCACCGGUCAGGAGUGCCUGGAAGCCGUCGCCCAAAGACUUGAACUACGAGAGACUCACUAUUUCGGCUUGUGGUUUCACAGUAAAUCUCAACUUCAGCGGUGGGUAGAACUGCAGAAACCUCUGAAGAAGCAGCUCGAUAAAUUUGGCAAUGAACCGCUGCUGUUUUUUGGCGUGAUGUUCUACGUGCCAAAUGUCGCUAAACUGGAGCAAGAAGUCACGAGGUAUCAGUAUUACCUUCAAGUGAAGAAGGAAGUUCUUGAAGGGCGACUGCCAUGUUCAGUAGAGCAGGGGAUCAGGCUUGCUGGUUUAGCCGUUCAAGCUGAUUUUGGAGACUUCAAUCUUUUUAAGUCCCAAGAUUUCCUCAGGGAAUAUGAGCUGUUUCCAGUGCAAUUAACCCAAGAUGAAGAAGUACUAGAAGAACUGACCCAGAAAGUAGCACAAGAGCAUAAGAGUCACUGCCGGAUGCCCCCUGCCGAAGCUGAGCUUCUCUACAUCAAAGAAGUUGAACGACUAGAAGGUUUUGGUCAAGAAACUUUCUCUGCUAAGGAUAACCUAACGAAUGAAAUUUCUCUUGGAGUUUCCUUCAUGGGAGUGUUUGUUAGGGACAGAAACGGCCGAUCCACCGCAACAUACAGUUGGAUCAACAUUGUAAAUAUCUCGCACAACAAAUCUGCAGUUGCACUAGAGCUGGCAAACCGAGAAGAGACGGUCCUCUUUCACGUGGAAGACAUUGAAAUGGCAAAAUACCUGUCAAGGUUGUUUGCAGCACGACAAAAAUUUGUCAAAGAGAACAAAAUUUGCACCGAACUCUCCCAUUCGCCUGUGCCGAUCAGAAGAAGGCCGACUUGCAGCAGGUCUUCCUUGUCAAGGCAUCAGCCAUUCAUUGUGACGUCGAUGCAUUCCCAGUAUGGAGAUCAUCACCAAGAAACUCACACUUCACAAGACAGUAUUUAUCAUGAAGAUGGCAGCUUGUACUACAGAUCUCAAACGAGCCUUGACCGAUGCCCAGUUGACUAUAACCACAUCAAUGGAAAAGUUCCCAACGGCAGCGUGUACAGCGCGUCAAGUAUGAACUCGCUCAAUCACUCUCAUAACUUCAUGCAGGCCUCUCCGGUGUCGUCGAAUCUCAGCAUACCUGGCAGCGACAUCAUGAGGCAGGACUACAUUCCAAGUCACCGCCACAGCGCUAUCAUCGUACCCUCCUACCGGCCAACUCCAGAGUACGAAACUGUCAUGCGACAGAAGAGGGGCAUCGUAGCCAUGGACUGUCACAGUCAGUCGCUGAGGAACCUCAACAUCGGCAACACCUGUGCUUACAGCCAACCGGAGGAAAUGGUGUACAGUCAGCCGGAAAUGAGAGACCGCCAACCUUACUUCAAUCACUAUGGGGUCCCAGUUAACUACAGUAAACCUGUGGUACCUUCAGCGCAGACAACUCCCGGCGGCUCCUCUCAGGGCUAUUCGGCCGCCAGUGCCAUUUCUCACACGGUCAGCACUCCUGAACUGGCCAAUAUGCAACAACAAGGAACUCAGAAGUACAGCACAACUCACAUGCUCAGGAACCAUUUCUUCCGACCGCCGCCUCCCUACCCGCGUUUCCGCCCUGCUACCAGUACCCCUGAUCUGGCUAGCCACCGACACAGAUACGUUAGCGGGAGCAGUCCAGAACUGAUCACUCGCAAAGUUCAGCUGUCUGUGAAGACGUUUCAGCAGGACAGCUCACCCGUUGUGCAUCAGUCCUUACAAGAGGUCAGUGAGCCGCUCACUGCUGUCAAACAUCAUCAAGUUGCGCAAAAAAGGCAUAGCCUGGAGGUUAUUAGCAGUAUGGUUCGCGGAAUGGAGGCCAUGGCUCUAAAGACGCUAAACGCGCCACUGCCUCGCAGGAAUACGCUCAGAGAGCAGGUCCAAGCAGGAGAUCCUAUUCAGAAGGUCCAAGAGGCCCCCCAGCAUUCCCAGUAUCAGCACUCCAAGACCUUUUCUGAUGCCACCAUGGUGAUACAUGGCAGUGAAAGUGAAGAGGAGGACUAUGCUCCCGACUAUGAUGUACUGAUACCAGCGUUCAAUGAAAAUAUUGCUAUUCACAUGCAAACAGCUUGGCCAAAAAUGCCCAAUAAGCCUCCACCCGAGUACCCUGGGCCAAGAAAGACUGUGAGCAAUGGGGCCAUAAGACAAGAACAGCUGACUCUCGUUCCAGUGGACACCAUCCAAGCCAGAAUGGUGGGAGCAGGGCCCAAUCAUGCAGCCAACCCCUCUCGCAGUGAGCAAGUUUCCCUCAAUGGACCCUCACUGGGACCCUCCCUAUCAGAGCCCGAUCUGACAAGCGUGAAGGAGCGUGUAAAGAAGGAGCCCGUCAAGGAGCGUCCCGUAUCUGAACUCUUCUCCAUAGAGGACAGCAUCGUGGAGCGAGAGAUCGUGCUAAGGAAUUUAGAGAAGCAAAAGCUGGCAGCUAUGGACUCCCUCAAGAGGCCACUGAUGUUGGCGGCACUCAGUGGACUUUACACAACAAGGGUCCCGUCUCCUCGGGACAAGGAGGACGAUGCCAUCAAGAUGUCAACAGAUGAGAGGUGCAAGGCUUUAGAAAGAAAGCUGGAAGAAGAAAUGGUGUUUACGGAAUACGAGCAGAUCCUCAAGAAGAAGACUGACGGUGACUUCUCCACAGCCCUGCUGCAGGAUAAUGUCGAACGAAACCGCUUCCGGGACGUUAUUCCCUAUGACGAGAACCGAGUGGAGUUGGUUCCCACCAAAGAAAACAAUACGGGAUACAUCAACGCCUCACAUAUCAAGGUCAAUGUUGGAAAUGAGGACUGGCACUACAUCGCCACCCAGGGGCCACUCGCUAACACAUGCCAAGAUUUUUGGCAGAUGGUCUGGGAGCAGGGAGUGAACGUCAUUGCCAUGGUCACGGCCGAGGAGGAGGGAGGCAGGACAAAGAGUCACAGGUACUGGCCGAAACUGGGAUCGAAGCACACCUCGGCCAACUACGGCAAGUUCAAAGUGACAACCAAAUUCCGCACGGAUUCGGGCUGCUAUGCAACCACGGGGUUAAAGGUCAAGCAUCUCCUCCUCGGGCAGGAGAGAACGGUUUGGCACCUGCAGUACACCGACUGGCAGGACCAGCGUAUUCCUGAGGACGUGCAGGGAUUCUUGUCAUACCUUGAAGAGAUUCAGUCAGUACGACGACACACCAACAGCAUGCUGGAACCUUCCAAAGGCAGAAACCCACCUGUGGUGGUGCACUGCAGUGCUGGGGUAGGCAGGACCGGGGUUGUCAUCCUAGCAGAACUGAUGAUUAGCUGCCUUGAGCACAACGAGAAAACAGAUGUUCCCAUGAUGCUCCAAAGCCUCCGACAGCAGCGUAUGCUCAUGGUCCAGACUGUGGCUCAGUACAAGUUUGUCUACCAGGUCCUGAUUCAGUUUCUGAAGAACUCCAGACUGAUUUAACCGUUGGAUCCAAUACUGCGAUCCAUAAAGACCACCUGGAACUCUGCAUGUCCGGGUCUGUGAUGGACAGCGAGGAUGUCAUCCAAGUUGUCAGUGAGGUGGGCCCCUAAGCCUCAUUUUGGUUAAAUCUUUCCAUCGUUACGUCAGUAGACCUUUGUGAUCGUGUGCUUUACAAGUAGUAAGGGCAAAUCCGUGAAGUCGACUGUAACAUUUGUGUAAAUUCAAUGUAACAAGCCAUAGCAUGGAAAUGACUUGUUUUCGUGUUUUAGGACAUGCUGCUGGCCUUGUCUUGGUAUUUUGGCCACAUGGUUUAUAUUUUCAUGUGCGUCGUCUUAUUUUGUUGACACUUACAUUUCACGCUUAUAUUUCAAACUGCCGCUUUUGUUUUUUUUUUUGUUUGUUUUGUUACGAAGUUUACAUCUUGAUAUUGACUGUAAUUCACUGCUUAUGUGCUCUUGCUCUGUUGACUUGUCUGAGCCGAUGACGGCGAUGAUUUAAAGCGUCAUCACUGGCUGAAAAUCUGACCGAUGUUUGACAUCACUAUGUGAUCUUCUGGUGUAAGACGAGUCCUGUGGUCACAAGUAAGAGGAGAAGCAAAAUCUCAUUUCAUGUUGAGGAAUCCCAUUGCAUAAAUUACGUGUGCUACCCGGUGGAACACAGUUGACGGUCCUUUGUGUUUGAGGCCUUUUGGGACAGGAUGGUGUAAACAAGUUUUGUUCAUUAAAUAGUACAGUCACAUUUUCCACUUCUACAAGCAUAAUGUGGUUGCCUUACGACAGUCAAUAACGUCAAUCUUUAAUUUAUCACUGCCUUCUCAAGUGCCUUAUUUUUAUUUUUUUAAAGAACAGAGAAACUUAUACUUUGAUAGAUUGCUUUAAAGCUAAAUAAGUGUAAAUAUUCCUGUACAGUGCCUGCCACUAAUGUGCACCGUUAUACGUGAACGCGCCAUCGCUCUGGCGCGCUUAGGAAACUUUUAGCGUGUUAUUCGUUUCUCCCCUUUUAAAAACCUCAUUUGAAGUAGCAAGAUACUAAGUGAGCCGUGGCCAGUCGGUGAAUCGUUUCACUACGAGCAUCGAAAUUGUCCUGACAGAACCACAGUGUUUAGACCAGGAACCAAACGUGCCUUAUAUGUUCUCAUUGUUUUAAGACUAUAUAUAUAUAUAUAUUUAUUUAAGUGUAUUUAAGAGCUGGCUCUUUUUAAUGCUCAUUUCCGAGCAUAACUGUGUGACACCUCCGACAGACUGUGACCUUCAUGGAUUUCCCUUCUCAUCUAACACAACCCUCUCUGUCCAAGUAAAUGUAAAAAUAUAUAUUCACUUUUUGUAUGUGCUGCUUUGACUUAACAACUUUUUAACAUUUUUAUUUUUAUAAUAAUGCCCUGUGUUUUAGAAAAAGUCAAGUUUAAGGCAGACAGUGUUGUAAAUAUAAACUCGGACAGCAGUUGGGGGGCAUGAAUAUACAGUUUAUAUAUAUAUAUAUAUAUAUAUUUUAUUUUUUUUUUAUUUUUUUGCUGACAUUAUUUGUGUAAGUGGUCACGUUACACAUUUCUAAUUGCUGUAUAAUGUUUAUUUGAUACACUGUAGCUUUUAUAUUUAGAGAAGUGCGCCUCAUUUUUAUACUUUUGCUGAAAUCGAUUAUUUAUUGUUGAGUAAAGAGUUACGACGUGUGACCGCUUUCACUUUUAGCAUCUUGUCCAUCAUAUUUUUUUUUUUAUGAGACUUGACCAAAAUGUUCUCUCCACAUGUCUAAAAUGCAGCAGCACAGGUGGUAUACAACCUGCAGGUUUGAGAACAAGCAACUCCCGACUCGCUGGGUGACCUGCGGCCCUUCCGAAUUCACGGCAACCUUAACGGAUGAUGUUCAGUGCGUCUCGCUAUGUUUUAAAAUUAUGAGACUUGACUGAGCUUUAAAGAAAUACAGUGGACCCUUGACUUACAACCAGCCCUCGUGAACGAAUUGAGUUCGUAACUCAAGUUGGUUGUAAGUCAAGACUAAUUUUCCUAUAAGAAAUAAUGGAAAUACCCAUAAUGUGUUCCGAACUGCCCACAGCAACACUUACUUAACUUUUUUUAAUAGAAAAGGGUUUUAUAAUGUGCAUAAUGUACCAAAAACACCAAUAAUUUUUCUAAUGUACUAACCAAAAAGUGCCUAGCCUACCAGAAACAACAAUUUCAUACUGUACUCACCAUUUAAGUUGACAUCUUUGGCUUGCAGGAAUGGAGAAGGAGGAGGAGAAUGAAAUGGAAGGUGGUUAUUGUUUGGAAGGAGUUUCCUUAUACAAAUGUUUUCUUUGUAAAAUUGUCGAGAUGGUGGAUUUCGACAUGCUGUACAUAUUAGCAAGAUUGGUCACACAAACACCACUCUCAUAUUUCCACACAAUUUCCUUCUUCGUUUCGAUUAUGAUCACUUUCUUUACCUUCAUUACCUUCUCUUCCUUCCUUAGCAAUUAUCGAAAUAAAUUAUAUAAAUCACUGCACUGACCAAAAUUAUGUCCACAAACACAUGUAUCUGGGCUUCGACUGACGCUUACAAACGCUCUCGGCUGUUUGUUUACAAUCGCACAAGUGGAUACACGUGACCGCAUUCGGGUCGUAACGCAAUACGUUGGUUGCAAUUCAAAACAAAAAUUUUGGUCGUAAACCAAGUUGCUCGCAUGUCAGGCCGGUCGUAUAUCAAGGGUCGACUGUACUCCACUCAAAAGUGAUAUACGUAUUUUAAUAUAUGACAUUCCCCAUACGCUUUAUUGUGACGGCUGACAAAAUUUUUAUCAAAACCCAAGAUAAAAUUUCUGAUAGAAUGGCUGCCUAUGGAGAGCAUCACUGGAUUACAAGCAAACAAACAAUUUAAAAAACAUCCACGGGAAAAAAAAUCUUGUUACUGUUGUCACGUAAUCGGUGUGUCUAGUUAUCCAGUCGUAUGCUCACAAUGACAAAAACGUAUGCAAUAUUUCUGAAAAAUGAGAGCAGCACACACCGAGACAUCGCAUUCACCAGGGCUCAAGCUUUUGAAUCGAAGACAAGACCAGUGAGUGAGGCAAAGAGACGGGUCUGCAACUGAAAAGCGUUGUACCUGUUUUAACAGCUGUGUAGCCUGGCAUGACACAGGCUGUAAUCAGAUGAUUCUAUCUGUUAAACGUAUAAACGUGCAAUCCUACCAGGAAUUUGUAGCACACCUGAUCCCGUUUGAAACGUUCUACGUCUCUUGCUACAACUUGACCGGACUGUCCGCCUUCCACAAAGGCAGACAGCAUAAACACGGAUUUGCUUCCUGUUUGGUCAGUGGGAAUUGAAAUGUAGAAUUGACCAACAAGAUUCCACAUACUAACCAACAAAAAAAAAAAAAGAUCAUCAAGAGCCCAUUAGCCUUUUAAAUCAGGUCAGACUAACUCUUACGAGUGGCGACAUUACAACCUUUAACAACUUUCCUGCAGUUUUGUAUGGAUUUGAAAAAGCUUGCAAGUCAGGUUAAAUGUCACAGGGUGUAGGAACCACUGUGAGAAAAGGCUUUGCAAAGAAAGGCCAAUUGUUGUUACAGGAGCGCCGACUGACUCUAGUUUGAAAAAUGUCGUUAACGGCACCCGUGCCUUGAGCGGCGCACAUAGCUGACACACAACGGAGACAAACGGGCGACUUUCUAAGGUGUUUCUAUGUCCCGUUGAGAUACCACAGCUGUUCCAUCAAGUCAAACAAUGCUGUAUUUUUAGGGGAUCAGCUCCUGAACAUUUUGGUCACACCACACCUGGUGUCGUUAAGUCAUUUCAUAUUCUGUAGCAUUCAGGAUUGCUGUAUGUUGAUAAGGAGAAACGCCUGCACGUAAAAAGCAGCUGCCUCUCUUUUUUUUUUUUUUUUUUAAUUUUUCAAAUCUAAGGUCUUAUCAAGUACAUAUUUACAGUAGCAGUCAACACUUUUAAAAUAUUACAAGUUUGUAGUGAUUGCUUUAUUUUUGUUUAUCUUGUACAGCCUUGUGUGUUUAGGCAGUAAAUGGAAUAGGAAAUUACACCAGCGUGCGCCGACGACGUCGUCCUAUAGUCGGAGUCGACGUGUCAAAUUACAAAUGCAUAUUCUACCAUGCUUAUACAUACAAGAGGGUCAGUCAAUCAUUACCUGCACUUUGGUGAUCAUUGGCUGUACAGCGUUCCUCACACACUUGUGGAAACCUGGUGUGUCUGUGGCCACAGUGGUCAAGUUUCUACCUCGAUCCGUCCGUUUCUCUCAUUGUUUUUUUAGCAGUCAACAUGGCUGUUCCGCCCUCUGUUUGCACCAAAGAAGAAGAGCAAGCAGUGAUCAACUUUUUCUGGACUGAAAGCGUAUCGGGAGGGAAAUCCUUGUUACUUCAUCAGAAUCGUGGUACAGACUUACCUCAAUGGUGUCCUCAUUAGUGAACAUGGACAAGCGUCCUGCUCCUCCUUUGUGCGUAACACUUGUCCCACCACUUUUGAACUUCUCAAAACUAUUCAUAAGAGACCCGGCUGUGGUAAAACCCUGCACAUGUUGUGCGGAAAGCCUCCUGUGGACCUUGGCUCUGGGUACACCUUCAGGCCAUAAAAAGUGGAUCACUGCUGGCUGUUGUUCUCUGGUGCACACAAAGAGCGGAGCGGCCAUCUUUACUCCUAGAAACAACACGAGCAACUGACUGAUUACGGUCAAAAAUUUACCAUUGUGACAACAGCCACACCAGGUUUCCAUAAGUGCACAGGGAGGGCACAUCUACACUGUAUAUACUCAUUUAUUUAUUGUCUUUGCUGAAUUAAACUAGAUUAGUAAAACUUUCACUUUUUGGCACCAAUAGUAUUCUUCAAAUUAGUUUUGCUGACGCAUCUGUUCCCAGGUUUUCCAAUGCGAAACACUAUUGCAGCAUUAACAUGUUAUCGAAAUUGGUGGAGAUGCCACUCGCGACGUUUCAUGUUACCAUGUCAUUGCACGUAUGUGAAUAUCUGGUUGGCAUUUAGAGAGAAACGUAAGGUCAUUACUGAUUUGCUACAAGGCCUGUACAAAAAUCAAUUUAAAAGAUAUGCAAACUACAGUCCAACCUUUUCUACUUGGACAAACUUGUAGCGGAUGAUUAAAUAAAGAAACUGUCGUGGUGCAGGGCGAUGGUCUAUUUUCAUGUACCGUCGAUCUCUCUCUCUCUGCUGCAGCAUGAGGGUCUCUUGUAUUCUUGCAAUUUCAGGCCACUCUUAUCCUUUUAUAUCUGCACCAGUGUUAGGAAACCCAGAUACCCUCACCAUGGGAUGACCAAGUGUUACCAUAUACGGUAUGAUGGUAGAAGUGUUUGCUACUAAAGAUAUCGUUUAUUUAUUAAAUUUGGUAGUAAUAACAUUAUUUAUAUCUCACACUACAAGGUACUUACUCAACCAGAAUGGAGUGGUAGGCCUUGUGAUAUCCUAACAGUCUGACUUCUGUCCCAUUCCAUAUAUGGUAACACUUGGACAUCUGACCAUGUCCAAUCCGGCAUCCCGUAGUGUGGACCCUGUCAAAAAAAAAUCCAACAUACCAUGCUAUGCCUCACUCACCUGGCAUCUGGUGGCAUAAUGACGACUAGCUGCACUCACCGUCUGUCACAGUCACUGCUAUGCAUGGACGAGAAGAGAGGCGUGCUUGAUUAACUCUGUCGGUCUCUCCUCUACUGUGGGAUGAGAACAGGUGAGAUGCACUCCUUUCCGUACUCCGUCUCAUGCUGCCUAGUGUGUAGUGGUUUGAAAAAUGAGGGAAUCAAGGUCUGUAUGAGGCGUUUUGGGGAAGAACAAGACGCAGCACAGUCACGCUCUCAGACGUCUUGCACCGUGCGACAUGUGCAGUAUCUCCACCAUUGUGUAUCUUCUCAGGUGUUGAUGUCAAGUGGCUAAGUGUCACGAUCUCUUGUAACUCGAACGGUAUGGAACUAAAACGAGAUACGGUGUUUGCCUCAGCUAUAGCCCGAGGCCGAACUCACCCAUAACAUAAUAUUACUGUACCCCGGUAUGCUGUAUUUAAAGCUACUGAUGCACAUCACAGAUGUCUGUACACACUGUACAAAUGAAUGCAAACAAGUUCAGCCAUGUUUGCUGUUCUUUUAGGGUCAUCACAAGGGGCUGUCCAAGGUCAUGUCACUAAAAGCAAAUUUCCACUCUACGCAGUGUUUCAGGAUACAUCACUUAUGUCAGACGAGCAAUACGUUGAGCGCGUAUCACAUCGCUCCAAAUACAAUUUGACCGGAAUAGGUUAUGGUUUUUUAAUUUCACAUUUUUAAAUGAGGUGAAACAUCAACUUUAUUUUACAACAAAAUUGUUUUCUCUCAAUUGUCCUACUGGGUGCUACCAGCCUGAAGGACAUUCCUAUGACCUUUCUAAUGGGAAAACUCGAAUAUUCCAUUUGUCCCAUAGCAUGUGAACACAGUGCACAUGCAUCACUAUUUUAUAAUCUGCACUUUCAAGAUGGGAACAAACACUAAUAAUGUGGAGGCCAGGUUAAAGAGCUAUUACAGUGUAUAUUUUGUUUUAAAUAAUUGGGGUAAUAUAAAAAUACUUUACAGUUCAAAUUUAAAAAUCAAAAGUGCACAGUGUAAUAAUAGGUGCCACCAAGUGGUUGGAGAUAUUUAAAAGGUAAUUUCAAAUUAUGACUUUACUAAUGCAGGAAAUCCAUCACCGCCAAAUUGUUAAUCCGAUGGACCCUUCAUCCCAUUUCACUAGCCUUCAUGGCUGAAGUGUGACCAUGUAGGUCUUUACGUAACACAGAGGUGGCCUUUACGUUGACGCACAAAGUGCAGUCCACACUGUGAAGGUCAGCUUUAUGUUGACACCCCCUUUUUGGUGACCUUGUACCCUCUUCCAUAUUGGGGGGACGGGGACACGCACUAACUUUCAUCAACGUCUGUCCUGCACCCCUACAAUUCAAUUAAAGCCACACUUGUACUGCAUUGAAUUAAGUUCUUACUGUUUUAGGACAGAUUUAUGUUACUUAAUUAAAAUAACAAAGCCAUAUGCAUGGAAUUCCAUAUUACAAAGACAAUAUGAGGAUGACAGUAAUCACGACUCUCGCAACGGUCUCAAACGACCAACUUAACAAAUUCACGCUUCGACAAUUCAACCGAAUUCGUGUAGGAUUCUCCUGUGGUACAGAUGGUAAGUUCAUGCGUUCACAGCUCAGGUUCUUGCUUGCUUUAAGAAAGCUCUCAAAGAGCACAAUCUCAAUAUUUCUUCAUUUAUUGAAAUUCAUAUACAAAAGAAACAUCUGACUAAAAAAAAAUUAAAAAAAACUAGCAGCCGCCACUAAAAAGUGAAUUACUGAAAUGUACAGAACGCAGCACUCUGAAGGUGCCCGAUUUGGGUUUCUCUCAGAGGGCCACCUGUAGAUAACACAAGAGACGACCUAUGAAUUCUGAUCUUUUGCAAAUCGAAGAGGUGCGCCUUACAGCUCAUCGGUUUCAGUUUCCAGCGGCACGUAGUGUGACCUCACAGGUGGGGUGCAGAGACAACACAAUUGAAUUUAGUUGUACUGUUCAAUAUGCUUUGUGUACACAGCGGCAUUGAAUUUGGGGACGGCGCGGGAUGCUGCUUUUCAUACUUAAAAUACAAAAUCGCACUACUAAAGUGUGUUUGCCAGAGCACAAAAUUCACAAGAGCUGCUCCGACUCGCACUUCUAGAAACAUUCAAAGCCAUACACUGCAGGCCAUUAAUCAGACGCAUGCUGCUUUCAAUUCUAAAUGAGGUCUUGAACGGCACAAGCUGUAAACAAAUAAUUUGAUCGAGACACGAGAAGAUUUUUUUAUGUGAAAUGUUUUAUGUAUUUUUGUAUUGUCGAGAGAUGACCAAGAAGGAAUGGCUGGCUGGCUCUCACGGGGUUUUGUACGGUACAUCAGGUCUCCUAAUCCACGCGCGUUGCCCCUCAAAGACGUCUGACAGUAUUCUGUACCACUGCAGUUUGUCUUUCAACAUUCCGUUGCUUUUGAAGUUUAUUUUAAAGCAGAAUAACAAAUUGCAAUUUGCUUAUAAAUGUAUUUUAUACAUAAUUAUUUUUAUAUGUAUGUGUAUUGUUAUUUUCAUUUUUUCAUCUUUUCCUGUAAAAGAUUUCCAAUGCUUUUAUUCACUCUCAAUAAACCAUUUCAUUUUUUCUUA
This is a messenger RNA of Erpetoichthys calabaricus (reedfish), 12378 nucleotides long. RefSeq names its product tyrosine-protein phosphatase non-receptor type 14-like. The transcript is spliced from 19 exons. Gene Ontology annotation, biological process: protein dephosphorylation; lymphangiogenesis. Gene Ontology annotation, molecular function: protein tyrosine phosphatase activity. The coding region runs from base 722 to 4285 and encodes 1187 amino acids. The record is from RefSeq and is a predicted model, not a curated record. Gene Ontology annotation, cellular component: cytoskeleton. NCBI's taxonomy places the organism in Eukaryota, Metazoa, Chordata, Cladistia, Polypteriformes, Polypteridae.